AGCUUAUAUAUUAUAUCAUAAAACAAUUCAAAACAUAUACUUCAUUUCACACAGUGUAAAACUCUAAAACGGAUAGUUUGAGACAAUAAUAAUUAAAGUAUUCGUUUCAAAUAUUUACAUAAUAUGAAUUUAUUAGCAUAUUUUAGCCAUCUAUAGGAAACUAGAAUAAUGCACAUUCAUGUUAAGAGUAUCGUCAGCUUCUUAAGAGUAUUAAAUUAAGGGUUUCUCGUCAUACUAUAUCAUAAAUUCUAACUUAACCAGAUUUCAAGUAAUAAUAAGAUAGACUGUAACAUUCUGACAUUUUCUUGCUGCGUUUUGUUCAGCCAUCGAGACAUUCCUUAGACAUUGAACUCGUAUCCAAGAAACCUCGUAACCCGGUUAUGGAUCUUUCUAAUCUACUAGUAUAAAUUACUGGGUCGAUUUUCAUUGAAUGGGACAAUAGAGAUACUAUUGCAGUUAACAAAAAAAAAUAGAGAUACUAUUGCCAGUUCAUCUGUUUUAAAACUGAUAGAAAAACAAUAAAAACAUCAUUAUAAAAAGUAUUUAAUGAAAUCUAUCGCAUUAUUAUAGUUUAUGUAUUUAAAAUUAGUUUUAAAAUAAUUAGAUUUUUCCAAUUCUGGAUAUAAAAAUUAUGCAGAACGUAAUUUGAUCAUAUUUACAACAUUUAUCUCAUGAUCUGUCGUUCAAUACAUAAAAGACAAAAAGGGUCAUCUACUGACAGUGACAUGGAUAUGGGUCAGACAACGCAAAGACAGGUAACAUAGAGAAGUUGUGGCGAUGCAUCUAUUUGUGUCAAGGUCCAAAGACGGCCCAAAUCGAGUUGACACUCCACUGACGGAAACUUCGUUUCUACUAGGGCAUAAGUUGAAUCAUCUACAGAUUUGCUGAUGCUUGUUACAAUUACAUCACUCUGGAAUCUGGAUAGCAAGAAAAGGAAAACCUAUGAAAAUUUGUCAAACCAAUUAUAUUUAAAUAAUUAUUUCCUUAUUUAACAGAAAAUUUCAUUUAAACUUACCCGUGCACCCAAGAAGAUAAUUAUUUUGUUUAAAGACGUUCCAACUUAAAAGGUUUGCAUGUUUGAAUACUCAAUGGUUUUUUAAUCACUGAUCAUUGGGCAGAGAGAGUUCUAAAAGUUUCAUCUGUAAACUGAGAAGUCCCCCACUUGAAUUUUGUUUGUUCAGUUAUUUAUUUUCUGCUAUUCAUUUAACUAAAUUAUCUAGUUCCAAAUGAAAUACAAAUUUACAUCUUUUUUGAAUCGUUCAAUCUUUUGUCAAUUGUCCUAUAGUAUAUUAUAAACAUACACAGUUCUUAGGCACGUUGUGGUUGACAUUAACAGUCAAUAGUAACACGAUUCAUAGAUACUGCAUGCAACACGUUGCAAUUCUCCUCCAAUGUCUCAUCAACAAGUAAUAAAAAUUAUACCAUUGAACCUUACUUAUAUAUAAUUUCCUCAAUUAUUACAAUAUUUAAAUGAAUAAUUAACAAAUUAACUAUUCUUCUCCAUUGUCCCAUCAACAAGUAAUAAAAAAUUAUACCACUGAACCUUACUUAUAUACUUUCCUCAAUUAUUACAAUAUUUCAAUAAUAAUUAACGGAUUAACUGCAUCAGUACGUUUACACAGCAACAUCAUUUCCAACUCUCUCCGGUUCCGCAGGAGCCUCCAUGGAAGCCAUUAAUGUGCUUCAUCUGCUCCUUAUCUCUCAGUUUUUUGCUUUUCUUUUCGCGCAAGCAACAGAUAUAAUAACACCAAACCAGACUUUAAAAGAUGGAGACACUAUUGUUUCAAAAGAUGGGAGCUUCGAGCUCGGGUUUUUCUCUCCAGGAGGAUCAAGAAACCGUUAUCUAGGGAUUUGGUACAAGAAAGUCUCUCUACAGACAGUUGUUUGGGUCGCAAACAGAGAUUCUCCUCUCUACGACCUCUCAGGAGCCCUAAAAGUCAAUGGAAACGGGAGCUUAUGUCUCUUCAGUGGCAUGAACUCUCUCAUCUGGUCAUCAUUUUCUUUGAAGAAGAUCGAUGCAAGAUACCCUAUUGUACAGAUUCUUGAUACAGGUAACUUAGUUGUAAGAAGCUCAGGGGAUGAUCAAGAUUACAUAUGGCAGAGUUUAGAUUACCCAGGAGAUACGUUUCUUCCAGGAAUGAAAUAUGGUAUCGAUUUUCUAACCGGUUUUAACCGGUUCUUGACAUCUUGGAAAUCUCCAGACGAUCCAUCAACUGGUAACUAUACAAAUAAACUUGAUCCAAACGGUGUUCCGCAGUUUUUCUUGAAGAGAAACUCCGUUGAUGUCUUCAGGGCUGGUCCAUGGAAUGGUCUAAGAUUCACUGGUAUGCCUAACCUAAAACCUAACCCAAUUUAUCGGUAUGAGUUUGUGUUGACGGAGGAUGAAGCUUACUACACGUACAGGCUUGAGAACCCUUCAGUGAUCACAAGAAUGCAGUUGAAUCCUAGUGGAGCUUUGCAGCGUUACACUUGGGUGGAUAGUCAUUGGAACUUCUAUCUAUCAGCUGAAAUGGAUAGCUGUGAUCUCUACAAGUUGUGUGGCUCUUACGGAAGCUGUAACAUCAAUGACUCUCCAGCUUGUAGGUGUUUAAAAGGGUUUGUUCCUUAUUCUCCAAAGGCUUAUUCUGAUGGGGAUUGGUCUAAAGGGUGUGUUAGAAGAGUGAAAUUGAGUUGUGGUGAAGGAGAAGAAGAUUUUCUCAAGAUUUCAAAGUUGAAGUUACCUGAUACAAGAGCAUCGUGGUACGAUAAGAGCAUGGAUUUGAAUGAAUGCAAGAGGGAAUGCUUGAGAAACUGUUCUUGCUCAGCUUAUUCUCCUUUUGAUAUUAGAGAUGGAGGAAGAGGAUGUAUUAUAUGGUUUGGAGAUUUGCUUGAUAUAAGAGAGUAUGAUGAAAAUGGACAAGAUCUGUUUGUUAGGCUUGCUACUUCAGAAAUAGAUACUUUGCAGCGCGAUUUAGACCGUGUUUCCAGCAGGAGACAAGAGGAGGAAGAUCCUGAAUUACCAUUUCUUGAUCUUGAAGUGAUUUCAGAAGCUACAUGUGGAUUCUCUGAUGAGAAUAAGCUCGGACAAGGUGGGUUUGGACCUGUCUACAAGGGAACGUUGUCUACUGGAGAAGAAAUCGCGGUAAAGAGGCUUUCAAGAACGUCAAGACAAGGCAUAGAAGAGUUUAAAAACGAGAUCAAGCUAAUUGCAAAGCUACAACACCGCAACCUUGUCAAGAUACUUGGGUAUUGUGUGGAGGAAGAUGAAAGAAUGCUCAUCUACGAGUAUCAACGUAACAAAAGCUUGGACUCUUUCAUAUUCGAUAAAGAACGGCGCAAGGAACUUGAUUGGCCUAAACGUUUGGAAAUAAUCAAAGGGAUUGCUCGCGGGCUGAUGUAUCUCCAUCAAGAUUCAAGGCUUAGAAUCAUACACCGCGAUCUCAAAGCAAGCAAUGUUUUGCUUGAUUCCGAUAUGAAUCCUAAAAUAUCAGAUUUCGGAUUGGCUAGAACCUUGGGAGGAGAUGAAACUGAAGCAAACACAACUAGAGUGGUUGGAACAUAUGGAUAUAUGUCACCGGAGUAUCAAAUUGACGGGUAUUUCUCAUUAAAAUCCGAUGUAUUUAGCUUCGGAGUUUUGGUAUUGGAGAUAGUAUCAGGAAGAAGAAACCAUGGUUUCUGCAAUCAUGAACACAGGCUUAACCUUCUUGGACACGCUUGGAGGCAAUACAGAGAAGAGAAGGCAAGUGAGUUAAUCGAUGAAGCUUUCAAGGAAUCGUGUACAGAUAUUUCUGAAGUGUUGAGAGCAAUUCAUAUCGGUCUGUUAUGUGUACAACAAGAUCCUAUAGAUAGACCAAACAUGUCAAUGGUGGUUCUGAUGCUAAGUAGUGAAAUGUUGCUUCUUGAUCCCAAGGAACCUGGGUUUUACAACGAGCGAAAUCUCUUGUUUUCUGACACUACAUCGAUUAAUAUUGACGUUCCUUCCAAUAAUUUACAAACCAUGAGUGUAAUGGAGCCUAGAUAAACCUUGUAGUCGAUCUUUGUAUAUUCUAUAAUCUCUAACUAUUUUUAUGUAAAAAGAAAACUAUAUAUUGUUAUAAAAGUAGUUGAAGCCAUGAUCCAAAGUUUUCCUAUUGAUUUUAGGUGCUCGUUCUAUUGUAAUUUCCAAGUAUUUAUGGGGUGGACAGAGAGUUCGGCAAGUAAGAAGUUUUGCAAGAAUCUAAGAUCAGAUUCAUAUAGGUUUAGUGAUUAGAUGGCACAAACUGAUAUUUACCAAUUACCAUAAAAGUUCAAGACCUAAAAUUAGGCACAUGAGAACGUAACAGACAUAAUUAAGAUGAUUGUUGUAUCUAGUACUAAGAGAUCUCACCUAAUGCUUACACUUUAACGUGGAGAAUGUGAGAGAGACCUAAAAACGUGAAUGGCAAGAAGAGAAAGAAAACGUGGGAGAAAAAGAAAGAGAAAAAAACGUGGACAAAGAGGCCCAUGUUAUGAACUUACGAUAACAUACUAGGGGUGAGCGUUCGGAUGUAUCCGUUCGGGUUCGGAUCGGGUAUUUCGGAUUUUCGGGUAUUUCGGUAUAGGGAUAGAGAACCCGUUCGGAUAUUUCUGUACUUCGGAUAUUUUUAGUUCGGGUUCAGUUAUUUUGAAUCGGGUUCGGAUAUUUAGAUUUUAAGAAGAAAAAAAA
Messenger RNA from Brassica napus (rape), 4663 nucleotides. Its product is annotated as G-type lectin S-receptor-like serine/threonine-protein kinase At4g27290. The record is from RefSeq and is a predicted model, not a curated record. The transcript has 5 exons. Gene Ontology annotation, biological process: protein phosphorylation; recognition of pollen. The coding region runs from base 1664 to 4000 and encodes 778 amino acids. NCBI's taxonomy places the organism in Eukaryota, Viridiplantae, Streptophyta, Magnoliopsida, Brassicales, Brassicaceae. Gene Ontology annotation, molecular function: protein serine/threonine kinase activity; ATP binding.